GGAAAUUAAAAAAAAUCCAAACCCUAGAAAAGUCGACGGGAAAAGCCGACCUAUUAAUCCCUCGAAAUUCGUCCAAUUUCGCUUCGGAAGGCGUCCGAGAAUUCGGAUUCCGACCCAAACUUGUAUGCGGAUCGACGACUCCUUCGAGAUCUGAUCCCCUCGAACUCCAGAACGGUACGAACCGUGGAAAAAUCCGAUUUUUUUAAGGAAUAAAUUGUAGGGGUAGGAAACUGGAAAUGUCUCGAUACCAAGGUGACGAUGUUGAUGAAAUGGAAGAUGAUUAUCAAGCGGGCGGAGCAGAGGAUGACAUGGAUGAAGAUUACGAUGGAAGAGGGUUAGGGGAUUCAGAUUCUGAUGAUGAAGAAUAUGGCCAAUCAAACAGUAAGCUAAAAGAUACAUCAUCAGCGGAUGCGAGAAAAGGAAAAGAUAUACAAGGAAUACCUUGGGACAGGCUAAGCAUCACAAGAGAAAAAUAUAGGCAAACAAGAUUAGAACAGUACAAAAAUUAUGAGAAUAUACCUAAUUCUGGAGAAGCAUCAGAAAAGGAAUGCAUGCACACUGAGAGAGGAGGGAUGUAUUAUGAGUUUCAACGUAAUACAAGAUCUGUAAAGUCAACCAUUCUUCAUUUUCAGCUGAGAAAUUUGGUAUGGGCUACAUCAAAACACGAUGUCUACCUAAUGUUGCACUAUUCUGUGCUUCACUGGUCAGCUUUAACAUCUGAGAGGUCCGAGGUUAUGAAUGUUCAAGGGCAUGUGGCACCUCGUGAGAAACACCCUGGAAGUUUAGCAGAAGGGUUUUCUCAGACUCAGGUCAGCACUUUAGCUGUGAAGGAUAAGUUGCUAGUAGCUGGUGGAUUUCAAGGAGAACUAAUUUGCAAAUAUUUGGACCGUGAAGGGGUAAGCUUUUGUUGCAGGACAACAUAUGAUGACAAUGCCAUUACCAACGCUGUGGAGAUUUACAACAGUUCUAGUGGUUCUAUUCGCUUCAUGGCUUCAAAUAACGAUUGUGGAGUUAGAGACUUCGACAUGGAGAAGUUUCAGCUUUGCAAGCAUUUUCGUUUUGAAUGGCCAGUGAAUCAUACAUCACUUAGUCCGGAUGGGAAGCUUCUUGUGAUUGUUGGGGACAACCCCGAGGGAUUACUGGUUGAUGCUCAUACAGGAAAGACUAUACACAAUUUAAAAGGCCACUUGGACUAUUCGUUUGCAUCGGCCUGGAACCCCAACGGACUAACAUUCGCCACCGGAAAUCAAGAUAAGACCUGCCGUAUCUGGGAUAUCCGAAACCUCUCGAAAUCCGUGUCGGUGCUGAGAGGCAACCUCGGAGCCAUCCGAUCGAUCCGCUUCACGUCCGACGGCCGGUUCAUGGCGAUGGCGGAGCCCGCAGAUUUCGUCCACAUUUUCGACGUAAAAAGUGAGUACAAGAAGCGUCAGGAGCUAGACUUCUUUGGGGAGAUUUCUGGCAUGUCGUUUAGCCCCGAUACCGAAUCUCUUUUUGUCGGAGUGUGGGAUCGGACAUAUGGAAGUCUACUUCAGUAUGGCCGCAUUAGGAAUUACUCGUACCUUGAUUCACUACCUUGAGGUAGAAUCGAAAUAAAAGGGCUAGAUAGAAUAUAAAACGCCCCUCAGAAAAAUCGACAUUAUGCGCAUACGCAUACCCUGUCGGUAAUUAGAACUACAAAUAACCCCUCGAUUUAUCAGAAAAUCUUACACUUCCCUUACAGAAGUGGUGAAAGAGUGCGAACUGUUAUAAAUCUAGGCCUUAUCUGUAGCUUCUAAUUUUCGAGGGGGUUGAUGUGCAAAUUAAGUGCGAACCGCUUUUUAUCGGGGUGUUUUUUACAAUUUAGAUUGAAGAAAGAAAAACAUUUGCGAUGUCGAGUUAGUAUGUGAGUAGGGCUUAUUGGUAAGAUAUAAUGCUUAAGGGGUGAAGACGAUAAAUCCUUUCAUAUUAGUUUGAGCUUUAAUAAAUGGUGUUCUUAUGAAGUGUAUAAAGAAAUGUGUACAGAUGGUUCGAGGUUGCGAGGACAAUCGGUAGUAUUAGCUCUCACUGUGCUUAAAACAGCAAACUUGGUGUUGUAGUUCAGUGUCAGUUUCAUACUAUUUUUCUUCUUCUGUUUGUUUAUGAUAUGUGGAGACAUGGGUUGGUGUUGAUUGAUUACAUGUGGUAAUACUUCCAAGUGGUUUGGUGAGUACUCAA
Messenger RNA from Ananas comosus (pineapple), 2193 nucleotides. RefSeq lists its product as uncharacterized. The record is from RefSeq and is a predicted model, not a curated record. Bases 237 to 1577 code for a protein of 446 amino acids. The transcript is spliced from 10 exons. Gene Ontology annotation, molecular function: protein binding. NCBI's taxonomy places the organism in Eukaryota, Viridiplantae, Streptophyta, Magnoliopsida, Poales, Bromeliaceae.